AUGGAUGUCGACAUAGAACAUUUUGAUCGUGAGUGUGAUGAGGUAGGAAUUGAUAAUGACAUUGAAUGUGAUGAAACUAUUGAACAACCUACGGUUGGAAUGAACUUUUCAUCUGUAGAACAAGUUUUGUCUUACCAUAUGAAGUAUGGUAAGCAGAAGGACUUUAGAGUGUGUAAAAGAAAUUCUAGACAAGAUGACGAUGGGAACAUCAGAUGGAUUUGCUUGGCAUGUGUGCGAGGAGACACAUCAAAGAGUAAGGCUGCCAAUGUUAUGAAACCAAGACAGACAGAGAAGAUAGGGUGUAUGGCUAGGAUUAACGCGAUACUGAAUAAUGAAGGUGGAUAUACCCUAUCUAAGGUAAUCUUGGAUCACACACACGUUUGUAGUCUGAGAAAAGCAAGGCAUUUCAGAUGCUUUAAGAAGGUUGAUCCUCGGGUGGCUAAAAGGCUUGAAAUUAAUGAUGAAGCAGGAAUACGGUUGUCCAAAAAUUUCAAGGUUGUGGUUGUUGAAGCGGGGGAUGCCAGAAGUAGAGCUGCGUAUGAAUCAUUCGGGGAUGUCAUUACAUUUGACACAACAUAUCUGACUAAUGUGUAUAAGAUGCCUUUUGCACCGUUUGUGGGUGUUAACCACCAUGGACAAUCAAUUCUAUUCGGAUGCGGAUUGAUAUCCAAUGAGGAUGCAAAUACAUUCGAGUGGUUGUUUGAGUCAUGGUUGAAGUGUAUGAAUGACCAACCACCAAAGGCAAUCAUUACAGACCAAGAUAAGGCCAUGAAAAUUACAAUUUCAAGGGUGUUUCCAACGUCUAGGCAUCGUUUCUGCUUGUGGCGUAUAAUGAAAAAGCUUCCUGAAAAAUUUGGAUCACAUUCUCAAUAUGAGGAAAUUAAGAGUACUCUACAUAAGUACGUUUAUGACUCUUUCAGUGAGACUGAAUUCGAAUCACAUUGGCAUGAUAUGCUCGAUACCUAUGAUCUACAUGAGAAUGCAUGGUUGGUAUCACUAUAUAGUGAUCGCCGUUUUUGGGUGCCAGCGUAUGUUAAAGACACAUUUUGGGCUGGUAUGUCAACGACACAACAGAGUGAAAGUAUGAAUAUAUUUUUUGAUGACUACAUUAACUCUAAAACAACUUUGAAACAAUUUGUUGACCAGUACGAUUCAGCCCUAAGGAGGAAGGUAGAGAAUGAAGCAAUUGCUGACUUUAAUUCAUUUAAUACGGAGAUUCCUUGCAUCGGUCGCUAUCCUCUUGAGAAGCAAUUUCAGAAAGCAUAUACAAUUGCUAAAUUCAAAGAAGUGCAAGAGGAAUUGCGAGGAUUUUUAUAUUUGACUACUUCAUUAGUGGGAUGUGAGAGUGGUAGAAAUACGUUUGUAGUUGCCGAUGAAGUUCAAGUUGGUGAUGACUUGUUAAAACGUGCAACUUUCACUGUCAAAGUUGAUGAAGAUCCCCUUGAUGCCGAGAGCAGUACUUUGAAAUUGAUUAGCCAGAUAGAACAGUUGAAGGUACAGUACCCUGGUACUCCUGAUCCAGCUACUUCCAUGGGAGGCACGACAGUUCAUCCAGCUACUUCCAUGGGAGACAUGACAGAUAGAGUGCUUAGUCCGUUGCGGAGUAGUCACGCUCCAGAUGAAUGCAUUGUCCGUGGCACACAUCAUGAGGCUCCUCAAAGCCAGGUGCGGAUUAUUCUGGCAUUGGACGGACUGCUCUUCCCUCACAGGUAA
Juglans regia (Persian walnut) is the source of this 1713-nucleotide messenger RNA. RefSeq names its product protein FAR-RED IMPAIRED RESPONSE 1-like. Lineage: Eukaryota; Viridiplantae; Streptophyta; Magnoliopsida; Fagales; Juglandaceae. Gene Ontology annotation, biological process: regulation of DNA-templated transcription. The transcript is spliced from 5 exons. Bases 1 to 1713 code for a protein of 570 amino acids. The record is from RefSeq and is a predicted model, not a curated record.